AUGAUAUCUCCAACUCGCAGUGAGCGCGCAGUUAAUCGUCGUGAUAUUCCUGGAAGCGGGUAUCUUGCCACAGCUGUUGGUGGAUCUCGAUUUCUCGGUGGCACCAUUCCUGGCACGCUUGCCGGAAAUUCGGCUAGGCCAUCAUCAAACAUUGGGGUGGGAGAUGUAGAAAGCUGGCUGGAACUUAGUCGAAUGGGUGAAGCUCUUUGUCGUCGAGCUCGGAAUCCAUUUGAUCUCUCUUCAGUUAAUGUCACCAGUAACGCUAAUUCCAGUCAUUGUGACAGUAGUGGUUCACGCGGUCCUCGCUAUGGCCAGGCAGGUAGAUUGCAUGUUGGAGAAGGCAAGCGGUCUGGAGGAGGGAAAGGCAAUCAGUCUAGAUUACGCACUGGCGCCACAUCCAACAUUGCUAGUCGUAUUUCCGAUGCCCAUUCUCCAAAUGACGUUGACUCACUCCUAGGCGAGCGCUCUUUGUUUGUUUCGUCAGAUAGUGGAUGUGGGGAUAGUAAUAAUAGCUCCUCAAGUGGGAGCAGCAGUAUUGCCGGGGGGAGCGGCAAUGGAACGUCUUGGAGUCGUGGUGGUCUACCCCAUGGUAACCCUUCCUCAGGUUUAGGCCGUUGGACUGCCGGCAAUAUGGUCGGCAGUUCGGCCUCGAAUCCCUCUGUCACUUCGCCUCUUCCUGCUGGCGCCGGAAACCUUCCUCCUAGAAUGCUACGUAAAAUGGCCGCAGCUGCCGCUUCUCAAGCGCCUGUGUUUACUGAUACCCAAUUGACUACACAGCAGCAUCAACCCAAGUCUCUUCGCCCACAUGGUAACGCUGCUUCAGUGGAAGAAUCCAAACAUGCUUUUGCUGGUACUUCUAAUGGUACCAGUGUCAAUGAAGUAUUAGCCAGUCUUAGCAGUGGGAUCGAUCUUUUCGAGGCAAGUUCAUACCUUAACAUUAUUUUUUUUAUCCCUUAUAUAUUCUUGCAACUGACAAAGGCAUAUACAUUCCCAGAUGUCCCGCCGGUAUCG
This is a messenger RNA of Protopolystoma xenopodis, 1011 nucleotides long. NCBI's taxonomy places the organism in Eukaryota, Metazoa, Platyhelminthes, Monogenea, Polystomatidea, Polystomatidae. The record is from the annotation of a GenBank genome assembly.